Molecule: messenger RNA, 2115 nt
Organism: Ectocarpus sp. CCAP 1310/34
Lineage: Eukaryota; Phaeophyceae; Ectocarpales; Ectocarpaceae
Source: the annotation of a GenBank genome assembly
CGCCGCCCCUGCUCACCACGUUGCAAGGAUGGCGACGCCGGCAAACCCACCCCCAGCCCUGUCGUCACGGGGACUGCCAGCAACAACAACGUCACCGACCAACCCUGGCGCCACCGCUACGGAUGAAGGAUGGCACGGAAAGGUCGAAGUAGAUUCAGGUUCUCCUGCUGUUGCAACCGCUACAGCCACAGCGGAAGCAUCGCGAGGUUCCCCAACAGCCCUGGCGGCGGCAUGGCCAACCGCUUCUUGCUCGGAGGGAUCUGUGGGCACUUGCUUGGAGAGGUCCGUGGAUUUGCGACCCCCUUCAAAACGAGCCAAAGAAGAGGGCAGAGCGAAUGCCCCCACUACCACCGGACUGGAAUGCAAGUCCGCCAUCUCGGCCACGGGGCCAGGAGCAGAGGCUACUGCCCCAGCUGGAAGCGGACAACGCUCGUGUGGUGAUGAGUCGAAGGAUUCUGCUGCAUUUGGAACGAUGAAACCCAGCGGCUGCGCCGCGAGUAGUAAUCCAGCCGGUUCUGUUGUUUCCAGGGGGGGGGGCACAAGUGAUGGAGCGGGAGUGCUAGAAUCGCCCCGUUCUCUGUCGGCUUGGCUUAAAGAGGGCCCCUUUGUGCUGUCCAUGUCACCUGGAUUUUUUGGCUUUUACGCCCACAUCGGAGCUCUGAUUGCCCUGGACAAUGAAGGCCUUCUUAACGAGGUGAGCUUCGCCACAGGAGCGAGCGCGGGUGGCCUGGUGGCCGGACUCUUCGCGGCUGGGCUAUCACCUACCGACAUGGGUGACACCGUCGUGAAGUUUCGGCGGUCUGACUUUUGGGACCCCGUGGGUUUUGGGGGACUCCUGCGCGGGAAGAAGUUCGAGGACAUAGUCAAGGGGACCCUCCCGGGUGGCGUGCGUCGAUUCGAUCAAGGCCGGAUUCCCCUGGCGGUCUCGGCAUUUGACGUGUCCCGCCUGACGACGAGGACACUGGACGAGGGGUGUAUUGCCCAAGCCCUCCGAGCCACGUGCACCUUCCCGGGCCUCUUCUCCCCGGUCUGGCACGACCGAGGUGUUUUGGUGGACGGUGGGGUGCGGGACACGACCGGCAUGUGGUGCGUGCCGGAGGAGCGACAGGACUGCCGCCGCAUUCUGAACGUGACCUUUGGUAGCAGGAACGGCAGGGGCGUGUGCGUGCCGCCGUCUAGUUUCCCUACCGCGUCCAAUCCACGGCCUGCCCCUGACGGAAUGGAGAUCGUGUCUCUUCCGCUGACUGGCCUACCGAGGCCUCAUCCGUUUGCCAUGGAGCGAGGCGUGGAUGCGAUGGAGGCGGCUCGGAACCAAGUUGCUGCGGCGAUAGGAGAGCCUCUCUUGAAAGGGCAUGGCCGAUCUCAUUGGAUCGCCGCCACUACCGCGACCCAGCCACCGCCGGCCAAGCGCGCUCGCCGGGACGGUAGCGGCAUCCUCAGGGAGAGUUGCGUUGCCGCCAGCAAUGACGCAGUCUGCAGCAGCGGCGGCAGCAGCGCAAAUGGGGAGCGUGGGGAGGCGGCAGGCGGCGUAAAGGUGAAGCAGGAAGGUGGCAUCUGCGGGCGUAGCAGCGGCAACAACACCCCCAGCAAUGGCAGCUGCAGUAGCAGCACGGAGUUAGCGACUGGUACAUGUAGGCGUGCUUGUCCCGCCAUAAGGGCAGACAAAGGCACGGCUGCGCCGAUGGGGGUGGACGGAUCAGCAGUCGGAAGUAGCUGUCCGAGGGGCGCAAGUGCGGACACCCGUGACACCGGGCUGGUAGACGGAAGAGCCGACCGCAAGAGGAAAGCCGAAGGGCCGCUUGUGCCACAAGCCGCAUGGAAGCAGAGGGACUCCAAGAGGAACCUCCCGUCGCAUGACAUUGCGUGCCUGGGCGAGUACAAUGAGACUGCAAAAUCGUCAGGUGGCGCCGUGACUCCCAGCGAAGCUCGCACAACUGGAGCAGCUAGCGGAGGCGGCGCGUACCGUGCCUUGGGUAGUGUUGAAGCCGCGGGUGCCGAAAAUCUCCUUUUCCGUGAAGGAAAAAUUGACUGUUCGAUCGGGACUUCAAUAUGUCCAGUUACGACGAUAGGACUGGAGCUGCAACCGCGCCGGUGACAGCCGAACCCCCAGCGGCA